AUGUCGCCCAAGGAUUUUCAACCCAAAGCAGAUACGCCACCCGUUAACGCGCUCCGCGAUGCGGGAUCGAUUAUUUCGGAGAAAGCAAAUCUUCAUGAACUGGCUCCUCCGGUGGAACCAGUGCGGCUAUUGCAGCUAGCCUUCGCCAUAUUCGGCACAGGGAUUGAUACGGUUAACUCGUUGAGGAGUCCCGCGAGUGCAAAUAGUUUGUUUAGCAUCCGUCCCACUCGUGGCCUUAUUUCUCGGCAUGGAGUCAUUCCCGUGUCGUAUACUCAAGAUAAACCAGGCCCGAUUGGCAGAUCAUUGGAAGAUGGGGCUACUGCUCUCACGGUCAUGGCGAAUAUUGGAUAUGAUCCCAGAGACAACACGACGGCCCUUGUCCCGAAAUCUGUGGUGGACCCUGAGACAACUCCAGUGAACAACGCGAUGGAUGCUAUGGUAUCAAAACUGCGGGCUGUGGGCGCUACUGUUGUCUCUAUCGGCGAACAGAUCUACAACUCAAGCACGAUUUCGGGAAACUUAGAUGUCCAGAAGUUCACGUUCCGCGAACUUAUGGAUUUGUACCUGCAAGGUGAAUCGCUUGGAGGUUCCCACCCUUCAAACCUGUAG
Molecule: messenger RNA, 609 nt
Organism: Paracoccidioides brasiliensis Pb18
Exons: 3
Coding region: 1-609 (202 amino acids)
Source: RefSeq, a predicted model, not a curated record